Diceros bicornis minor is the source of this 612-nucleotide messenger RNA. RefSeq lists its product as uncharacterized. The coding region runs from base 1 to 612 and encodes 203 amino acids. The record is from RefSeq and is a predicted model, not a curated record. NCBI's taxonomy places the organism in Eukaryota, Metazoa, Chordata, Mammalia, Perissodactyla, Rhinocerotidae. The transcript is spliced from 4 exons.
AUGGGGCAUUCAGGUUCCCUAGAGGCCAGUGAGGGGAGAAGGACAGGUUCAGAGAGAAGGCACAAGUGGCAGUGCUGGCACAAGCAGGCCCUGACCGGGGCAGUCAGCACCGUUAAGUUCUUCCUCUCUGAGGCUUUCCUGGGGCAGCACUUCGAGGCCGUGGAGUUGGAGGGCAGCGAGCCUGAGCCAGGAGACCUCUUCCUGUUCAGGCUGAGGUCCCUCACCGGACGCUGGUGCGGGGCCCCCGUGGGCGUGUACUGCGGCCACGGAGAGAUCAUCCACUUCGAGGGGAAGAAUCCCGGUGGUCACGGGCUGCACACGUUUCUGGGCUCCUUCGAGGUCGUUGUAUCCAAACAAGGGCAGCGCCCGCUGCUGCGCUCGCGCUCGCUCUGGCGUGUGCUGCAUAGACGCGGCGGCAUUGACCGCGCCGCGCUGGAGCGCCGCGUGCGGGAAGCCAUGGACGCGGACCCGCCGCCCUAUCACCCCACGCGCAGCAACUGCGUGCACUUUGCACUGCGUCUGCUCCGCCCUGGGCCCAGCCUGGACCCCCUACAAACAGACUGGAGUUCCUUUAGCUCGGUGUCAGUGGACGUGGACUUGACCGUGGACUAG